UGGGCAGUCUGAGAGAUCAGGAGAAAGGGGAGAAUCUGAGAGACACAAAAAAGGUGGAGAAAGGCCAAAGGCAGAGGAAAUUAAAUCUGYCCAGGUCUGGGAAAGCUUGGCUUUGCAGGCACCAUGAAAAGCUUUCUUGUCUGGACAGUCCUGGCAGGCCUUGUCCUGGUGCACAUCUCCCAGGCAGUCUAURUUCAGGAUGGAGACUUKAAAUUCCCCCUGGAGUCUGUGAAGAAGCUGAAAGAGCUCAUGGAUGGGAACAGACACAUCAACCCUCGUAUGAAGGUUCCCAUGGCCAGUUAUUCCCCAUGCCAAGAGAAACACCUCCCUGAGGAAUUCUGGCCUGUGUGCAAGAGAGAAGACGCACYCAUGAUUUUUAGGAGGCUGAGCCUGGCUGCUGAGGAUGACCUGUGUGAGAUCUGUGCCAACGCUGCCUGUGCUGGCUGCUUCUGAGUGAAGGUGGAAAAACCCACAGAAGAUGUGUCUGGCUGGGAUGUUUGUGCAUUCCUAUGGCGAGAUAAUGUACUUUUAUCAAUCAAUAUUCCUGGGCUUCAUCUCCCACUCCAGCCAAACUGGAGCUGCCAGCUCAUGGACAUCCCUGCAGUGUUGCAGCACCUGGAUCAGGUGUGACCUGCAGAGCAGUUCUGCCAACAAGGAGGCUUUGACUCCUCUCAGGGAUUUCAAUGCUGUAGGAGUUGGUGACACUGGAAUGGAAAUGCCCUGGGAUUUCAUUUGCUGCUACUUUGCUUGGCUUYGAACAAGCUGGGUGAAACUCAGCAUCUCCUGCAAUCUUUUGAAUAGCCAAUAUUUAAUAUCUAAUAUUUAGUGUCCAAUAAGUCAUAUCUAAUCAUAAAUAUCUGCCUGUGAUUUGUCCUCCCCUACACACAACAUCAUUGGAUUAUCCCCUUUCCUAGCCACUCSUUCCCUUCCACUUGUCUGCAGGUGACACCUCUGAGUUUGUAGCAGAACUGCAACAAGUAACUCGAAAUAAAUUCCUGGUGUUUAGGAACACUUUGACAGCCAGAAAUCAGACUGUUCCUUGUACUGAUCAUUGUUGAUUUAGGGAAUGGGUGUAGAGGAGCACAGGAACACUUCUUCCCUGAUUGRAUAUAAAGGUUCUUUAAACUCUUUUUAGGAGAAAGGAAUUCCAAACUGCAGUGCUGGAAUCACAUUGAAAGCAUUGCCUGUUGUUUUAUUGGCGGCAAGAUUGUGAAGAAAUGAUCUGCCCAUGUGUAUAUGCUGUAUGGAAAAUAAAAAACAGUAAUAAUUUGGAUUUUUUUAUUUGGUUGGUUUGAUUUGGUUUGUUUGUUUGCUGUUGCUGUAGGUAUUGUUUUAGGAUAUUCUUCUUGCCUACUUGCUUUUUUCCCCCAUGUAAGGUGUUUCAUGUUUGUGG
This is a messenger RNA of Malurus melanocephalus (red-backed fairy wren), 1393 nucleotides long. RefSeq names its product guanylin-like. Lineage: Eukaryota; Metazoa; Chordata; Aves; Passeriformes; Maluridae. The transcript has 3 exons. The record is from RefSeq and is a predicted model, not a curated record. Gene Ontology annotation, molecular function: guanylate cyclase activator activity. Gene Ontology annotation, cellular component: extracellular region. Bases 124 to 453 code for a protein of 109 amino acids.